AUGCUGUGGUGUAUCCCACGGAGGUUGGGUUUCUGCCCUGAUAUCACAAAUGACAGGGUCGGGCUGUGCGUCGAGGAUUGCACGGACGAUUCGUCCUGCCCAGCCCCGCUGAAAUGCUGUUCCAAUGGAUGCGGCCACGUCUGCACGGCUCCGGUCAUAACAGAGGACAUGAAUUGGUGUAUGUCCAACCCGUGCGGCAACGGCGGCACGUGCGUUUACAACAGGCAUGGGUACGGGUGUCUGUGCGAUGCUGGUCGAUUCGUCGGCAGCCACUGUGAAGUACCUGUUCUCCAAUCCCCAUCACCAUCGUCGUCAUCGUCGUUUCCUUCAUCCCUAUCAACACCAUCAACGCCAUCGAUAUCACCAUCACCACCAGCAACAUCGUCGAUAUCACCACCAUCUUCAUCAUUGUCUUCAUCAUCAACAUUGCCAGGUUAG
Patiria miniata (bat star) is the source of this 438-nucleotide messenger RNA. Its product is annotated as neurogenic locus notch homolog protein 1-like. Gene Ontology annotation, molecular function: peptidase inhibitor activity. Gene Ontology annotation, cellular component: extracellular region. The record is from RefSeq and is a predicted model, not a curated record. Lineage: Eukaryota; Metazoa; Echinodermata; Asteroidea; Valvatida; Asterinidae. Bases 1 to 438 code for a protein of 145 amino acids. The transcript is spliced from 3 exons.